Molecule: messenger RNA, 10772 nt
Organism: Boleophthalmus pectinirostris (great blue-spotted mudskipper)
Lineage: Eukaryota; Metazoa; Chordata; Actinopteri; Gobiiformes; Gobiidae
Product: trinucleotide repeat containing adaptor 6A
Exons: 26
Coding region: 616-5919 (1767 amino acids)
Biological process (GO): miRNA-mediated post-transcriptional gene silencing; positive regulation of nuclear-transcribed mRNA poly(A) tail shortening
Cellular component (GO): P-body; nucleoplasm
Molecular function (GO): nucleic acid binding
Source: RefSeq, a predicted model, not a curated record
UGCACUUGCAGUGAGAGGAGGGGAAAGCAGCGCUCCAGCGAAACAACCUCGGUCUGGCCAAAUGCGAAUGAAGAAAAUGGCGAUCAUGCAGGACGAAUGCCUCCCUUCGUAGAUGCUGCAAACGCGUUCAAAAGUCUUUUAGCCUUACAGCCAGCUUUCGAUUCCGCUCUGUUGCACUUUAUACUUCAAAGAGAGAUUUGGAAUUGAAAGCUGUUGCCACCAAAGAAACUAAAGCAUCUUAACAGGAAGCUCACCUUUAGAGGGACGGACUGUGCAUGGAAGACGUGUGUGUGUCACGCAGACGGACGAGACACCAGACCUGACAAAAGUGCCAGAGCAUACAAAGUCCAGAGAGCCCUGAACUGGAAGCCCACAGCCCUGUUGCACUCCUGACACCUCAGCACACACAAACAUUUACACAGGGUUUGGUGGAAGUUGUGAGCGAUGCCAAGGAGGCCUGACCAGCCCGCUGCCUGCUCUGCCCAGCUGUGCCCGUUCUCCACAGAGCCCUAAGACCGGCUCCUUAUACAGACACCUUUACCUCCUGGUUCUACCCCAUACAGGGGCGAGCGCUCGACCAGCACGGAGUCACAUUUACAAACCACACUCACAGACAUGGCUCCCAUACGGGACUCCGUCAGCCACUCUCCUAAUCAAACAGGGUUGGAGCAUCCAGGCUUGGACUCGCAGUAUGAGCCUUCUCCCUGGUCCUCUGGCUCUCCUUGCAGCACUGACAGCAACACCAACUGGAGCAAAGUCCUAGUGGACGGGAGUAUUGAUAAAGCCAACAGCUCGUCUGACUGGCCUCCCUCUUCCUCCUCAUUUUCUUGCUCCUCUUCGUCCUCCUCUUCUGGAUGUGGAUCGGGGUCAGAUCCGGAGCUGGCGUCAGAAUGCAUGGAUGCAGACUGUAGUUCAUCAGUGGGCUCAGAUAAAUGUGCUGAUUCUGUGGCCACAGUGAAGAUGAUGUCAGCAAACACUUCCUCUUCUGUGGUGUGUACUAGCUCUGCUCCUCACCCCUCCUCUGGGACGUCUACCAUGAUGAUCAGCGCCUCAGUCAAUGGGGAUGCCAAUGGAAACAAGCUGGCAUCCAUUAUUGGUGGAAGCAGUGCAAAUGAUACCAUAACCAAUAGUAUUGGCAGCAAUAAUCUGGGUAACCACAACAAGCUUCUCAAUAAUAGUGGUGUAUGGGGCAGUCAAUCAGACAGUAAUCUAAUCACAGGUGGAAGUGCCCCAUGCAUCAAUGGGGGGUUAAACCCACAUGUGAUGAAAAUCAAUGCCAAUCACGGUGCCUGGCCUCAGGGUCGAGCCUCAAGCCCUGCAUCACAGGACCAGCGCCCCCCUCAGGCUCCAGGAAUCACUUCCAAGCAAAGUAUUGCUCCUCAACAAGGCCCUGUGCUAGGAUGGGGUGGCAUGGCAGCUCCAGGCAACAAGAUUGAAGAUACUGAGACAAAUAAUGGUACAGCAAGCACCAAGGUGUUAGGCAGCAGUAGUGGAAAUGGUGGUCAGUCUGCCAACCUUAACACUGAAUCAAAUGGACCAAAUAACACUAUUAAGAUGAAUACUACUACUACUACUACAACUACUAACACCAUAAUGACCUCUACUCAACCAAACUCUAUUACAUCUUCCCAGUUUAUGGGGGAUUGUUCCUGGGGUACCAUUGGAGUCGGAACUGGGGCUCCGCUGGCCAAUGGAAACCUCUCAUCAGCCCCCCCGCCAACCCAAGCAGACCUGGGUGGUAAGGGGGCCUUUGGUACGCCUUGGGGUGCAUCUACUUACCCUGGAGACAAGGGCCCCCAAAAUGUAGACACUGUGAACCUCCAAAAUCCCGCCUUAAUGCAGGCUGGAAACCCUCAAAUCUCCUCUGCUGCUUUUAAGAGUAAUAAUAACCACAAUAACACUGGGGCCCCACGCUGGGACCAGGGACCUUCCAGUAACCCAGCCAACUCUCACAGUACCAUGUCCUGGACUGGAGGAUCAGCUGAGCACCCGGGGUCUAUAGGCCAAUCAGGAAGUGGAAACCAAAGUACAAUGGGCCCACCCACUGGCAUGCCCCGCCCCUGGGGAAGCAGUGCAUCAUCCUCUUCCUCUUGCUCCUCUUCUUCUUCCAUGUCGAAGAUGUCCCACGGAGAGUGGGGCUCUGCAACUCCAUCCAACCCUCCCUCUGACAACCAGAAAGGAAACUCCAGCAAUGGCUGGAAAAGCCUGGAAGACGAUGCGAUGGGCAUGGGAAAUGCAGCAGGGGGACAUGGCUUAGGAGCUGGCACUGGAGGGUGGGGGCGCUCCGGUGGCAGUGAAGGAAGUGGGGAGAGCUCUGGAGGCAGGUCAAGUUCUGACAGAGAUAACAGUUUAAAAGGAGGCAAUCGAAGAAAGGGGGCCCAGACAGCAACUCUGAUAUCGGCUUUGACUCGUUCAAAUGUGGAUCCAAGGGUGCUGUCUAAUGCUGGCUGGGGUCAGACUCCUGUACGACAGAACACUGCCUGGGAUGUCAAUUCUGCUCCAACUCACCAACAAGUCCCAAGAGAAGAGCAGAAGCAUCCUGGUUGGGGAGCCGCACCACCAGCACCCUCGCAGACGUCUGCAGGCUGGGGCAAUGCAACCCCUGAACCAGGCUGGGGGGAGCAAAGGUCCAUGUCCACAUGGGAAAACAAAACGUCAGGAAAUGGAGGAAGCGGUCAGAGUGGCUGGGAUGAUGGCUCUAACAGCAGUAACACAUGGAACAACAGCAUGAACAAAGAAGAGGGGUCUAACAUGUGGAGCAAUGCCCCCAAGCCUGUGCAGAGCUGGAAUGGCAGUACCGGUGAAAGCUGGGGAAACAAUGGAGAAGCUUCGAGGGCAGGGGCCAGUAAUCACUGGGGGGAUCCUCCAAAAGGAGCUGGCUCUAUGGGCUGGGAGAGCGACAGUGACCGCUCUGGCUCUGGGUGCUGGAGUGAGCCAGGUCGAAACAACGCCAGCAGCAGUAACACCUGGGGCGGGAGUGGAGGAUCUAACACCCCAGACCACAGCACUCCCAACCCUGGCUCCAACUGGGGUGAACCUGUCCACAAACCCAGUCCUAUGAGUAAACAUCAAGGCUGGGGAGAACCUAUGAAGAACAACUCAAGCACACAGAACUGGGGAGAAACCACCUCCAAACCUCUCAACUCCUCCAACGAGUGGGGCAAGGGUCCAGAAUCCAGCACAUCUAGAGGGGGCCAAGGCACUAACAAGCCCUCAGGCUGGCUGGGUGGACCAAUGCCUGCUGUUGGUCCAAAAGAGGAAAUGGCGACAGGGUGGGAAGAGCCCUCUCCAGAAUCUGUUCGCAGAAAAAUGGAAAUUGAUGAUGGAACGGCUGCAUGGGGAGAUCCAGGUAAAUACGGUGGUGGAUCUGUGAACAUGUGGAACAAGCCUGGUCAGACGGAUCAAGAUGGUCCCUCCACUCCCAACCAGAACCACAGCGCCAUGCGCCCUCCACAGCCCAUGCAGCCCCAGGAGAAGACCUCUGGGACAGGAUGGGGUGACCCUUAUCCUCCUCAGAAGGAAUCUUCCACUUGGGGAGAGCCAGCUCCUCCUGUGCCUGUUAGUGUGGACAAUGGCACAUCUGCCUGGGGGAAGCCCAUGGACACGUCUGGGUGGGAAGACUCUGGUCGAGAUGGCAGAGAGGGCUCAGGAUGGGGAAGCCAGCAGAAGUCUGGCCCCAAACCCAUGGGGACAUGGGGAGGAGAUGAGAGCAAUACCUGGGACCAGGAAGAAGAGGUCGAGAUCGGAAUGUGGAAUGACAGCCAGCAAGACACCCGGUCACAUGACCAAAACACCUGGAACUACAAACAGAAAAACUCCAAGAUGAGUAAACCAGUUCCAAAACAAGACGAACCAUGGAUGAAGCCCUUUGUCAACCAGUUCAACAGCAUGAGUUUCUCUAGAGAGUCGUCUGAAGAGCCCAUGAAGCCUGGGAUGAUGCUGGACAAACGCAUGGACAUGGGCAGCAUGGGGGACCUCAAUGGAGUCAUGGGGAAGAACCUUGGGUCUCGGCAUCCGCUUCACAAAGACCCUAUGGACCGCAGCCCUUAUUUUGACAAGAAUGUAAAAUCCUUGAUGGGUGGCAGCAGCGUAGCACAGGGCAGAGGUGGUCCUCACGCCCAGGUUCCUCCUCAACACAGCCUUCGUAACCAAGUGCCUCCACCCAUCCUACCCUCUCAGGUCCCUCCAUCUCUGUUGAAGUACCCAGGAGGCAAUGGAGGCUUGAACCCAUUGCUGGGCCCUCAGCAGGUGGCUAUGCUCAACCAGAUCUCUCAGUUCAACCAGCUGUCACAGCUUAACCAUAUCAACCACUUACAGCGCCUCCUUCUCCAGCAACAGCAGCAGCAGCAGCAGCAGCAGAAGGCUCAGACUCAGAGGGCUAUGGCUGUGGGACGGCCAUCUGAACAGGUCCGUCCAAUUGGCUCCUCUCCACUGAUGAUGCAGCCUCCACGACACUUGGAUUCCUCUUUUAUGAAACAGCCCCCACCAAUGAAGCCGUACCUGGACAAUUACUUUUCUCACAACAACCCUGACAUGCAGAAGGAUACGGCUCCUCUUGGACCCUUCGGCAACUUCCCUUUAAGUGUGAACUCAAACCUGAAUGUACCCAUGGACAUGGGUGGUAGUGGAUCCCUAAACUACAAAGAGCCGCCCCAGUCCAGACUGAAGAAGCUGUGGGCCACUGACCCUCUGGAGCAGAACAGCAAACCUGGUGCUAUGUCUUCUGGGUUGCGUCUGGAAGACUCUCCCUUCUAUGACUUCCUGUCCCCUGGCCCUUCUCCACUGAGUCCUCCUGGCCAAUCUUUAGGCUCAGUGGGUGAUAGCUGGCCCCCUCGUGCCAACUCUCCCCCGCCCCAUGGAACCACUGGCACAUGGCCACCAGAGUUUCGGCCUGGUGAGCCUUGGAAAGGUUACCCAAACAUUGACCCUCAGACUGACCCCCAUCUGACCCCUGGAAGUGUCAUCAACAAUCUUUCCAUCAACACCGUCCGCGACACAGACCACCUCAGGGACAGGAACAACGGGCCAUCCUCAUCACUGAACACCACGAUGCCUUCUAAUAGUGCCUGGCCAUCCAUUCGUGCCUCCAGCCACAGCAGCUCCCUCACCAGUACAGCACAAAGCACUUCAGCCAGACCCGCUGACUCGAAAUGGUCUCCUGGUGGUAGUUCUGUGUCCAACACCUCCCUCGCCCAUGAGCUGUGGAAGGUGCCCCUGCCUUCUAAAGGACUGUCUGUGGCAGCCCCCUCCAGACCCCCUCCUGGCCUCACCACCCAGAAGCCCAGUUCCAGCUCCUCAGGCUGGGACAGUUCUUCGCUAAGGUUGGGUGGAUGGAGCCCCACAGAGUCCAGAUUCACUCCUGGUUCCAGCUGGAGUGACAGCAGCUCAGGGAGAACCCAGUGGCUCGUUCUGAAAAAUCUCACACCUCAGAUUGAUGGCUCUACCCUGAAGACCUUGUGCAUGCAGCAUGGCCCAUUAGACACAUUCCACCUCAAUCUGCCACAUGGGAACGCCGUGGUCUGUUACCGCUCCAAGGAGGAGGCUGCCAAGGCUCAGAAGAGCUUGCACAUGUGUGUUUUGGGGAACACCACCAUCCUGGCUGACAUAGCCACAGAGGAGGAAAUCAAAGGUUUCUUUGCACAAGGGCAGACACUGGCCACUCCCUCCUCUGGUUGGCAGGCCAUUGGCUCCUCUCAGAGCCGAAUGGAGCAGUCUCACCCCUUUCCCAGCCGUGCAGUUGAACCAAACCAGUGGAACAGCAGCGAUCUCCACAGCACCUCCCUCUGGGGAGGGCCCAAUUAUUCCAGUGGCCUGUGGGGCAGCGCCUCUGGCACCGAGGCUGGAAGGAUGAGCAGUCCUUCUCCAAUCAGCUCCUUCCUCCCGGUGGAUCACCUCACAGGUGCUGGGGAUUCCAUGUGAACCAUCUGUCAAUCAAACCAUCUGGGGGAGGGUUAGUACAAAAAUCAACUGAAGAAAAGUUCUUAAAUGUAGUUCUAAAUGCAAUGGCACUAGUUGGACUCUUACAAGAUAUUCAACAAAGCGGGGUUACCCCUGUGGAAAACAAGUUACGUUUCUCUCUGCACAUAAGUCCACUUUGUUUUAGCCCAAAAACAUAUCAGUCAAAAUACUUGAAUCAUGCAGGCCAAUUCUAUAAUGUGAAUGGAUGGAUAUUUGCUUCCAGGUAGUGCUCUUUCAGACCGAAAAAAGCUUCAAUCGAGCUCAUUAUUAUUAAUAUUAUUAUUAUAUAUUUUUGUUUCAUUUGUCAUGUUUAUUACAAUUCCAAUUCUUUAAUUUUAAAUUUUCUUUUUGUUUUAUUUUUUGCAUUCGUUUGCCGACAAUGUUGGAGUAUGAGCUUUUUAACUUUGCACUGAAUGUGUGUGUUUUUUUUUUCUUGGUAUAUAUAAUCUGCAAUAUAGAGGGAGCAGCCAGUUUUUCCAGUGUAGCUGUUUACUCAUUGAGGUCCUCACCAUAUGUAUGAACGUAUGUGUGCACACAAGUGUGUGUGGAAGUACUUGGUGUGUGUGAGUGUGUGAGUGUGUGAGUGUACGCUCCUCUCUGCCUUGGCACGCCUACCUUACUGCGAUGUUGUGGAGUUCAAGAUCAACAGAUCAGAUUAUCUGCUGAUAGUUUAAGUGACAUUAAAAAGUAUUGCACCUAUCUUGAUUUUAAAACUAAAGAACGUCGAGCUCUGCAGUGCAAAGGACUGUAGCCACAGCUGGGACUAGCAAGCCCUGUCUGCCUAAUGUAGGAGGCAGGGCCCAUCUAGCAAGCCCCUUGGCCGCUAAGUGGCAGGGGGAACAGCACUUUCAGAAUAGGCUUUCAAUGUUUUGGAGGUGCCACACCGCAACCUCUUGUUUACAAGACUUAGGAGGCGAAAAGUGUGUUCAUUCUUCAUUUUAAUGAAACAUAAAAUACAUAAACUUGUACAAAAAUAAAUAAAAUACAAAGAUAAAAAAAAAAACACAAAAUAUUUAAAAAUACAAAAAACAUAUUGAGGAUGAAGACAAUGCUUUGUAACUCUGGGAAUUCGGAUCAGUGUUUUUGGCCAUGGCGUUGGUUAUUUGAACUAUUCCUCUUUGUCUGCUAAAAUAACCAGCAGUGGUUCUCAGGAAAUUAAGCCAGUUUUCCCCCUUUGUAGUUGAACAAAACUACUACUCCUUGUAGGAAAAGAAAAUCCAACUUCUAGCACUGAAAAACCAUGUAUAGGUCUGUUUUUUCCUUCUGCCAAAUAACUGCUUUAAGCUGGAGAAGCUCAUCACAUGCUUUGAAUAUGCUGUCUACUGGAGGCUGACCACCUCCGCUCCCCUGAUCCAAGAAUCACAAGUGGGGAGUGUUUAUUGUAUGCCUGUGUGACUGUCAGUGGAAUUGUUUAGUCUUGUUGGACUUGUAAACCAUGAGAAAGGCAAAUCUAUAUCUAUGCAUACUGUAACCUCUCGUAAAGGCCUAUGAGAGGCUUUUUUUUCUCCAUAUCUCACAAUGUUUUAACAAUUUCAUUAAGUACAACAAAAAUGCUUUUUUUAUUGCUCUCAUUGCCACAAAUGUGUUCAGAGAAAUGUUAAAGUUAAAAAGUACAAAAAAAAAAAAUUGAAGAGGAUAUUUUAACAGUGCAAAAGUCGUCCACAUUUCAUUGCCUUGAUCCUAACUGUGUCCGAAGAUGCAACAAGUCAAGUGGCUUCUACCUGUUUACAAAUAGAUUAUGAUUGUAUUGUUGUACUGUUUUUUUUUUUUUUUUUUUUUUUUUUUUUUCCUUUUUGGGGGGGAGGGGGGUACUCAUCUGAAGUUCCUGAAUUGUGUUUUGAAUAAGUUCUACUGCUGGAGUGUGUGUGACUUAAUGUUGUGAAUGUAAUCCACUUUUCUUUUUUUUUUCGUGGCAAAAAAUACAAUUGUGAAUACUAGAUUUGGUUACUAUAAUGCACAAUUGUGGGAAUACCCAAAUCGUCAGAGUACAUGAACAAUAUGUCAGCAUUAGCAAAGCCAUGGACCUUAAUUAUUUCCACAUCUUUGUUAAGUGUGCACAUUUCCCUCCCCGUAACAGAAAAAUACCCAAGUUUCGAUUUCAGAAAUACUGCAGCUGUUAGCAUUUGUUGUGUUUUGUAAGUUAAAUCUUGUAAAUUAAUUUAAAUAUGUAGUGAGACAAACCCUUAAGUAUUAGCCAGAUUUGACAUUGGUGCGUGCCAGUAUUGAACUGCUCUCUACCAAAUACUUCAAUCAUACAGAAUGAAUAGUUUACUUAAUUCCAGAUUUCUUUUGCUUAAACUAUAUAUUUGUGUAAUGUUUUGUCUUGUUUUAACUAAUGUUGUCAAGUGGAACAGUCAAACUUUUUUUUUUUUUUUUUUUGAGUAACUUAGUUGACAAAUAGAACUGAGGAGCCUUGGAUUUUUGCACUUGGUUGGAUGGAUGGUUGGAUGGACAGCGUAAUGAGUUUCCAGGAGGGUUGCAAGUUGUGCGUUUGUGCGAUUGUGUGAGUGCGUGUGUGUGUUGUGACAGGGUAAAGCGUGUCCAUUGACAGUGUUUUCCAUGACUGUGAGAUGUAGUUGGUGCUCAGUUGGUCCCAUUUUAGGUUUACUUCCUGUUUACGGACCGGCCAGUCAGCAGUGACCUUGUGCUUGAACCAGGUCAGAAUGUAGCUGCAAACGGUUAAUCGAUUUUACUUAGCCUUGAUCAGCCUCAGUAUAAGAAGAAAAAAAAAACAUUAGAUAAAGCAACUACUGCUGAAUGUUGCAAUUUUAAGUAUUCAACUACUGUAUUAUGCCAGAUUGCUUGUGGCCUGAGCGUGACUGAAUAAGGGGAUGGUUGCUGUUGACUCGCAGGUUUUUUUUUUUUUUUUUUUAAGGUGAUUGGCUGCUUUAUCCUGGCUUUUCAGGGACUUACACUAGUUUGCUAGCUUCAGGCCUCCUUUUCCAAAACCCUAAGCUAACUACUGAAGAGGAGCCGAAAAACUGACAGGGUUAAGUUCACCUGUAAAGUCAAUAUUCCUCUUCAGCGCUCACUUAAAUAAUAGUUCACUUUAUUCGUUGGGGUUCUGGCAGUACAUAUCUUAAGGCACAGAUCUGGGUGCCUGUUUUGGCCUCAUUCUUAGAAGCAUUAGUGGGCUGACAGUGCCCAGGCCAGGCGCUCAGGAGGCAGUGUUGGUCUUGUGUAGGAGAAGGGACAAAGACAUCGAACACACCUGUGAGACACUUUGAUGUUACUGUUCAUGUUCCCAGGAUGUUUGUUUUCUCCAAUCUACUUUGUGUGUGUUUGUGGAAGAAUCAGCUGUGUGUGUGUGUGCGUUUGUGUGAAUGCGGAACAUAUGCCAAAUCAAGGAGUGAAGGUGACAGGGAAGGAAAGGGAUUGCGUUUUUCCUUGUUGUUUAUGUGCGUGUUUCUGUAUUUAAAAAGCUGGACAAUGCUAAUGCUUGAAGAAAUAUGUAAUUUGCGAAAGGAUGGUGAGAGAAAAACCACCAUGAGCAAUGUACAAUCCCCAGGGCUGCCAAGCAGCUUCCCGCCAGGGCCAGAAGAGGGGAGGCAGGAGGGUACAGGGAAGCUGACUGGUGACACUCUACUACUUUGAAUAUUUAAGAAAAAUGUGACUUUUUCCUCUAAACUUUCCUGUGAGCAUAUUGUAUCAUUACUUGUACACCUGACUGCUCCUACUGUUGAACAAAAGUGCUAAGGCUUUUUUUUACUUUACACACAAAAAGAAAAAAAAAAAUCACAAAACCACAAAAAUAAUAGAAAAACUGUGAUAAUCUGCUGUUUUUAAUUUCACAUUUAGUGUAUAUAUACACACAAACCCUGAAAAGCUUUAGUCUAACCAGCACAAAGAUUUGGGUGGUGUGGGUGGGACUUUGGGGUGGUAAAGAUGGGGGUGGGGUUGCUCAGAGAGACUAUGCAGUGGAGUGUUAAACCCAAGAUUCCAUAUCUACCUUGGGUUUUGCUUUCUUGUCUCAAAAUAUUUCCCCAUAAAUUUGAGAAAGCAGUUGGAAAUCCCAACAAUAUUCCUCAAACAUGUGCCAUUAUUGAAUCGUGCUACUAGUACCACAACUAAUAAUGAAAAACCUUUAUUACUUAGCAGCCAUUGGGCCAGUUGUAGCAGAGGUGAAGGAGAGGUUAGGUUUAUUUCUUUACUUUCACAGCUUGUCUUCUCCAUGUCGAGAGGAAUGAGGCCGGUGAAACUGCAGAUUUUACACAAGUACACUUUUAUAGAGAUUCUAUUAACUCUGUGUGUAGUUUGAUCACCUGUAAACCUAUUAUGCACAUAGCUUUGGGAGACUGUUGAAACUAUAUAAUAUAUAUGAAUAUAAACAUAUGUCUAUAAUCCAUGAAAGGAAGUUUUUCCUGUAAACGGAAACACUUUUUUUUAAUUUUCAAAUGUCUUCCUGGGGUCAUCAUCGGAUUUUAUCUUAAACUUUAGGGGAACUGCACUUUUUGAAGGACAAUCUUAUUUGUAUGGGUAUAAAUUUGACAAAUUAAGAAGUGACAUAUUACAAGGUAUAGAAAACCAACUCCAGUGUGCUCCAAUAAUGAAUGUCUACUCUGAUGCUGUCUGUAUGUGUUUGGUUCAUUUAACUUUUUAUUCUUUUGUUGCUUGGUUUGUUCUGUAUUUUUCUUUUCUGAUUUUAGUGCUCUUAAGAGAAUCUGUACUAAGGUGUAGACUAGUAGGUUGUAGGUCUUCUGUUGACUGUACUCUGUACACUGAUUACUGUUUGUAACCCUCUGGCUCCCACAGCCAGCAUACAAAGCUGUAUAACCUGGGUACAACCCUCAAUAAAAGACUAACAAUUAUACAAA